This is a messenger RNA of Erpetoichthys calabaricus (reedfish), 2583 nucleotides long. RefSeq names its product brambleberry (gene bmb). The transcript is spliced from 13 exons. The record is from RefSeq and is a predicted model, not a curated record. Bases 134 to 1975 code for a protein of 613 amino acids. Lineage: Eukaryota; Metazoa; Chordata; Cladistia; Polypteriformes; Polypteridae.
AUGUGUUGGACUCUGCGCUAACGAUGUAACAGCACAGGUGCAGAGUUAGUAAAGCUGCUGUAAAAAGUGCGCUUGAUUUUUUAAUAUUUUUUGUUUAUACUUAAUCAGCUAAUCAUUACGUGGCUAGUGCAGAAUGCAAAAACCUACCUGGAUGUUUGCCUUGUGCAUGCUGUGUUUGGUCCCAGGCCAAGUAGCAGCAUUUUUUGAGUGGAUGAAGAGGUCUGUAACACCAGAUUCCACAGCUACACCCCCAGAUCUUUCUGCUGGAGUCCCUGCCUUUGAGAUGACCACUGCAGAUGAGCGUUUUCUGGCUGAGGCAAAACAGCUCGAACUGUCACCACUGGAGAGCUGCCACUAUAAGGUGGUUGUACAACUAAAGUCUUCAUGUAGCAGCCUAUCUGAAGAGGAACUAGGUAAACUGGGAGUGGCUCUGUUUAACUGUCAAGCAGCUGCAGAAGGACGUAGGACCUACUUGUGCACCCCAGAAAUGACGCUUAAACAAUGUACUGCAGAAAUGGACCCAGACACCUGGAAUGCUUAUCACAUAGUGAGCAAUCGAGCACGCUCUGUCUGCUAUGCCACCCGCCAUUUGCAGUUUAGGAAGAAAACGGAGAUGACCGUUAACUCUCUCAUCUCUACAGCAACCAAUCAGCUUGACACAAUGAAAGCCCUAAAGGAUGGUCAGAGGGAGCUGAAGGAGUUGACUAGUGCCUCUUUGGAUAAAGUUCUUAGCAGCCAGAGUUCCUUAUUAGAACAGCAGAGUGUUCUGCAGGAAGGCCAAAGUAAGCUGGAGACCUCUAUUGAUACCAACUUGGAGCGUCUGGCACAGGAAAGAGCACUAAUUGCAAGUGGACAGCAGCUUGUGGCACAGCUCAUUGAAAAUAUAACUUGGCGCAUGGAAAAUGUAAGCAAGCAUUUGAAGGAUCAAAGUGUGGAUCUCGAAGAUGGACAUAAGGCUAUUCUUUCGGACCUGGCAGAAGUAAGAAUUAGAGCCCAGGAAAUCUAUUCUAAAAUAGAGUCUAAUGCAGCAGGAUUUGUUGUCUACCAGAAUCGCACUGUACAUUACUACGAACAACUGAUGAGUAAUCUCCAGCGAAUGAAUACCACAUUGGGAAAUCUGGCUGAUUUUGUGGACUCCAUGCACAAUAGCAUGGAACACCGGCUUCAGCACAUCCAGAGCUUCAUCAGUUGGGCAGGGUUUAACCUGGCAACAUUGUCUACCUGUAUCUUACAUUCUGGCUACUUCCUUCUGGCUGCUCUUCUCAUGUCAUUUUUGCAAACUCCUGGAUUUUCACGGGCAGUACUUCUAGUAUUGGUUGUCCUAAAUGCUUUGGCAGAACUCAACCACCAAACGGCAAUGGAUUUCCGCAGCUUGUCAGUCUUUUUGAUAAUUACAGCAAUUGGUAACUGGUUUCUUCUGAAGCUUGCAAAGGGGUAUGCAUUAUCACGCCAUCAGAGUAAACCACUUGCUAUGCCUUUAACUUGCAGCACUUCUAAGUAUGAAACCAAAUGUGAUGGAAUAUACUCGUCCACUCCAAAGGAGAAGCUGUUCAAGGAAGAAAUUGAUUCUCCUUUAACGGCAAUGGAACAUGACAGCUUUUUGUUUGAACAACCCCUCAUUAAUGAACUCUCAACACAAGUAGCUGAAGACAUAAUGACUAAAAAAAUGCGUCGGCAAUCGGAAGGCUUGCCAAAUCACUCCACUCCUGUACUGAAAAAGAGAGCGAGUCUUCCUUUGGUGACCCAAGAGGUCCUUCCCCAGAGGCAACUAGCUUCAUUACUUGAGACAGUGUCAGAAUUAAGAAAUACGAGUCUUAAUCAAUCUGUUGCCAGCAACGAGUCCACCUCUGGCAGAUAUAGGUGCAGUGGAUUUACAAAGACUGGGCAACCCUGCAAAAACCGAGUAGCACAGGGGCAGGAGUUCUGCCGUGUGCAUGAAUCCAUAAACCUCUCCAAGAACACAUCUGGCUUGUAACACCUGAAGCCUUGCACAAUACGCAAGUCCCCAAUUUUUUUUUUUUUUUUUUUUUUUUUUUUUUAAACCUGUUUUAGGGUAGCAUUCAAUGAGCUGGAAACCAUUCCGGUCAUUUUGUAAAUUGCUCUCAUUGGAGUCCUGCAACCUUCAUUAUAGGGUUUUAUUUGGAUUAUGACCUUAGUUGUUCAUUCAGAUGGGCUGUUGAGCAGCAUCCUUUAUCUGGCAUAAUUUUACUAAAAACUGACAUUUUGUAAGAUGAAAUUUAAUACAGGUUUUGUAUACUACUUAAAAUAAAGUCUUUUAGUUUUUUAAGUUUUGUCAAGUAUUUAUUUAAGUGUAGUUACAGGGAUUUACUGGUAUGAAUAUCAGAACUGAUUGUGCCAAAAAAAUUGAACUGUAAUCUCCAUCUGGUUUUUUACUAAAUCCCAUGCUAAAUUUGACCUGAAGGUUCCUGAAAUUGUGAUUAUAAAAGUGCUGAUUUAAGUCUGUGUGCAUAGAAGGAGUAAACGUACUGUAGACAUUAAGUAGCAGUUGUAUAAUGCAGAUGUCAUAAUUUUUAUAUGUACAAGCGCUCUAAAGUGGAUGGGUAAAGCCACACAAAGGCUAUC